CAUCAACACUUUCUCCGAUUAUUUCUGGUUGCCGUUUGGACGGAGAAGAUCUCUUCUGUAUAUGUCCACCUAGACGUGCAUUCUACCGGAAAAUGGCGUCAAACAGUACGGUUGGCAUGGUUACUGAAGCGACAGUUUCUUUGAUAGAAGCUGUCAGUCAGGAAGCCGUGGAAGCAUCAAACAAAGGUGGUGGAUUAUCUGGUGGAGCAAUUGCGGGGAUUGUCAUUGCAGUAGUUAUUGGAGUGCUCCUGAUUGGAGUCGUCGGCUUCUUUGCAUUCAAAUAUGUGAAAGAUAGACGAAAAAACCAUGGUGAAUACCGUCCACAAUUUGAAGAACAACAUCACGCAAAAGACCUACCAUAUCUUCAACCUCCGAAUGUAGAAGGACUUAUCUAAAAUAUUUUUAUUAUUCAUUUCAAUCAAAUUGGGCGCUUUUAUAUGUGUAUUUAUUGUUCCCCGUUACUGUUCUUUCUGGAAAUUUCUACUCUAAUCACGCAUGACAUACAUUGAAUUAGUCUCGCUUUGCCUUGGUCAUCGAUUAAACGAUUUGUACAAAAAUAAAACUUAUCCGCAAA
Messenger RNA from Caenorhabditis elegans, 574 nucleotides. RefSeq names its product Syndecan (gene crb-3). Bases 93 to 395 code for a protein of 100 amino acids. The transcript is spliced from 2 exons. Lineage: Eukaryota; Metazoa; Nematoda; Chromadorea; Rhabditida; Rhabditidae. The record is from RefSeq and is marked reviewed.